Colletotrichum navitas is the source of this 1682-nucleotide messenger RNA. RefSeq lists its product as uncharacterized. Lineage: Eukaryota; Fungi; Ascomycota; Sordariomycetes; Glomerellales; Glomerellaceae. Bases 393 to 1682 code for a protein of 429 amino acids. The record is from RefSeq and is a predicted model, not a curated record. The transcript is spliced from 6 exons.
GUCAUGAACCAUGAAUAACACCUGGGGUUAUGAUCCACUACUUCCUUUGAGCAAGGCGGCGUUGUAGGCUAUGUUUGUAUCCGUACGCUGGAGACACAUUGAUACUACCACGCCCACUGAUCCGUCAAUCAUGUUGUAACGCGCCGUACCACGGCUGUGACCUUUAUAGAAGCUUGUUAAGAUCAACAGAUGGCAUCUCUUGCAUAAGUGCCUACAGAAAGGGGUUCUUUAGCAUCACGCCGAGAUCGUCAUGCAGUACAUAGAUAACAUAUGUUCAACGUCACCCCACGCAUAAGGCGUAGGGCUCGCCACUAUCAUUUCAGCUGAUGUGAAAGCAGCCUAAGAUCUUAGUUUUCCCUUACGCGGCCAUCUCCUCCUUGGACGGCAUUCAGAUGGCCCUACCUCCCCCUCCGGAAGGCCUCGACCUUGGCGAGUCGCGGGUCCACGAGGUCACCAGUAUCCUCGUUGCUACAUGGACGUUAUCCUUCAUUGCAGUUUCGCUCCGUUUCUUCGCCCGUCGUCUCAGACAAACCCAAAUAUGGCCGGAGGAUUGGAUCAUCGUCGUUUCGCUAUUGGCCGCGGGCGUCCAUGUCUUCAUCACUAUUGGGUUGAUGAUACCUAAUGGUACCGGCAAGCAUGUCUGGGUCGGACCUCCCGUAGCAACCAAAGCAUGGGCUCUUGGUCUCUUCAUCUCGGAAAUAGCCUAUACGAUCACCUUGACGACCAUCAAAAGCUCAAUCCUCAUGUUCUACUGGCGCAUUUUCGGUGCGAGGCCGAGCAUUAGAAUCCUGAUCUGGAUCUUGUUCGGUGUGGUGAUGUCUUGGUGCAUUGCAGUUCUCCUCGUCUCCAUCUUUCAGUGUAUUCCCACGCAUGCGUUCUGGGAACGCUACGACCCUGUGAGCCCAAUGUCGCCCACAGAGUUCUAUUGUGGCGUCAAUGUCAACAUGUUCUUCAACGGAAAUUCAAUCCCCAACAUCAUCACGGACGCCUUUGUUGUGAUGCUGCCUAUCCCCUACGUACUGGCACUCCAGAUGUCCAGACCCCAGAAACUUGCACUGCUUGGUGUCUUCUUGCUGGGUACUUUCGUUACCAUAAUCUCGAUUGUACGGUUGCAGACGAUCCUCUCUGUCGACCUCAAGUCCCCGGAUAUCACGUGGAACUUCUGCAGCACAAUCAUUUGGACUAAUGUCGAAGCCAAUAUUGCAAUCGUUUGUGCUUGUCUACCAUCCUUGAAGCCCCUACUAUCCCUGAUGAUUGACGGCACGCUGAAGUCGUCCAAUACUAAGGAAGACGAGAGCUGUGGAUCUUACGCACUAAGCAAUGGGGCUAGAUUUGGCGCCCGCUCUGGCAGCAGCCACUUGGGCUCCAUUGGUGACAUCCACAUCACGGUCAAGGGUAAUUGUCCUAACCACGGAAACGCCUCUCUUAGCCCCGCUGUUUCCAGUCGUACAACGAAUUAUGGCAGCACUUCCUUGGGCUCCAAGGUUGUCAACCACCUCACAGUCAAGGGGAGCUGCCCUGGGAAUGGGCAGGACGACGAGCGUCCAUUCACCCGGCUAAGUGAGGGGAGGUCUAAUUCGAGUCUUGAGGAGACAGGAUAUAACCAUGGAGCUGAAGGGAAGCCGGCCAUUCUCGUCAGCCAGGACUUCGAAGUGAAAUCUAUCAUAACCCGCAAGUCUUAG